Plasmodium vinckei vinckei is the source of this 1110-nucleotide messenger RNA. Its product is annotated as fructose-bisphosphate aldolase, putative. The transcript is spliced from 2 exons. Gene Ontology annotation, cellular component: cytosol. The coding region runs from base 1 to 1110 and encodes 369 amino acids. Gene Ontology annotation, molecular function: fructose-bisphosphate aldolase activity. NCBI's taxonomy places the organism in Eukaryota, Apicomplexa, Aconoidasida, Haemosporida, Plasmodiidae. The record is from RefSeq and is a predicted model, not a curated record. Gene Ontology annotation, biological process: fructose 1,6-bisphosphate metabolic process; glycolytic process.
AUGGUUGCAUGCUUAGAAUAUAAAAAUACCCCUAUGAAACUUCCAAAGGAGGUUGCCCAAGAACUUGCUGACACAGCUAAGAAACUUGUAGCACCAGGAAAGGGAAUUUUAGCCGCAGAUGAAUCAACACAAACAAUUAAGAAAAGAUUCGAUAAUAUAAAAAUCGAUAAUACCGUUGAAAAUAGAGCUAGCUAUAGAGAUUUGUUAUUUGGAACUAAAGGAUUAGGAAAAUUUAUUUCAGGAGCAAUUUUAUUUGAAGAAACUUUAUUCCAAAAGAAUGAAGCUGGUGUACCAUUAGUAAACUUAUUACAUGAUCAAAAUAUAAUACCAGGAAUUAAAGUUGACAAAGGUUUAGUUGCUAUCCCAUGUACUGAUGAUGAAAAAUCAACCCAAGGUUUAGAUGGAUUAGCAGAAAGGUGCAAAGAAUACUAUAAAGCUGGUGCAAGGUUUGCAAAAUGGAGAGCAGUUUUAGUAAUUGACCCAGCUAAAGGCAAACCAACCGAUUUAUCUAUCCAAGAAGUAUCAUGGGGAUUAGCUAGAUAUGCAGCUAUAUGCCAACAAAAUAAGCUUGUUCCAAUUGUUGAACCCGAAAUUUUGGCUGAUGGAGCCCACACAAUUGAAGUAUGCGCAGCUGUUACACAAAAAGUUUUAGCUAGCGUAUUUAAAGCUUUACAUGAUAAUGGUGUAUUAUUAGAAGGAGCUUUAUUAAAACCAAAUAUGGUAACAGCUGGAUAUGACUGCCCUGAAAAAACCAAAACCGAAGAUAUUGGUUUCUUCACAGUAAGAACUUUAAGUAGAACAGUACCACCAGCUUUACCCGGAGUUGUAUUUUUAUCAGGAGGUCAAUCAGAAGAAGAUGCAUCAGUCAAUUUAAAUUCUAUGAAUGUAUUAGGUCCCCACCCAUGGGCACUAACCUUUUCAUAUGGUAGAGCUUUACAAGCAUCUGUAUUAAGCACCUGGCAAGGAAAGAAAGAAAAUGCUGCUAAAGCACAAGAAGUUUUAUUACAAAGAGCUGAAGCAAAUUCAUUGGCAACAUACGGAAAAUAUAAGGGAGGAGCAGGAGGAAGCACUGCUGGUGCCUCAUUAUAUGAAAAGAAAUAUGUUUACUAA